Racocetra persica is the source of this 880-nucleotide messenger RNA. The record is from the annotation of a GenBank genome assembly. NCBI's taxonomy places the organism in Eukaryota, Fungi, Glomeromycota, Glomeromycetes, Diversisporales, Gigasporaceae.
AAAAUGAUUACUGAACAUGGCAGUGUUCUUUCAGGGUAUAAUCCUCUCAGUGUUAAUAUAGAUGACCCUUUAACACUCGUUAUCGUACAGAUUAUUCUUAUAGUAGUUUCUACAUACACUCUACACCUUGGCCUUGAGCGUAUUUGCCGGUACAUUGGUCUUGGACAUAUUCGUCUGCCACGAGCCAUAUCUGAAAUAAUAAGCGGAAUUAUUCUUGGUCCUUCUGUAUUAGGAAAUAUUCCGGGAUACCUAGAAAUCUUGUUUCCAGAAGAUUCCCUACCCUAUACUAGGCUUCUGGCUGACAUUGGUUUGGUCCUAUAUUUAUUUUUGGUUGGUGUAGAAUUGAAUCCAAAAAUUAUAUACAGUAAUUUAAAGUUAUUUGUUUCUAUCUCCACGAGCGGUAUAAUAUUACCUUUUACAAUGGGUGUAGGUGUUGCAUAUGUCUUGUAUUAUGCAAUGGAUGAUAGCAAUAAUGGUUCAUUUGCGAGUUUUGUAUUAUUUAUUUGCACUACUAUAGCUAUUACAGCUUUCCCAGUUCUUGCGCGUAUCUCAUCAGAGUUGAAAAUUUUAAGAACUCCCGUAGGAAUCAGUGCACUAACUUCUGCUGUUAGUAACAAUAUUGCCGCUUGGACUCUACUUGCCUUAGCCAUUUUAAUAAACAAUGCCCAGAACUAUUCAAUGGCUCUAUACCCUUUCUUACUCUGUGCUGCCUGGACUUUAAUCGUUGGAUUCGUUAUUCGUCCAAUCUUACUAAAGCUUAUCAUCAUGACAAAUUCAAAUAAUCUAACUCCGUCAAUUUUAAUGAUUGCUAUUACUCUAACGACCGUUUUGAUAUCAGCAUUUAUUACAAGUAUCAUCGGAACUCAUUAUGCCAUUGGAG